AUGGCUAAUCAUCCGCUAAAAGAAAAGGCCGAAUUAUACCAGGACAUACCUGAUGAGACAUAUGAAGCAAACGUCGUCUCUAGAGAACAAGUAUGGCAAUUGUACUUCGAUGGUGCAGCAAGGAUAAGUUCUACUGGUCGGGUUAUAGAUGGAGUGGGGGUUGUCUUUAUCUCAACCCAAAACCACAUACUCCCACGCGCCAUUUCUUUAACAGAGUCGUGUUCUAACAAUGUGGAGGAAUACAAUGCUUUGUUGGUUAGCUUGGAUAUAGCCAAACAGUUGGCGGUGAAAUGCUUAGAAGCAUACGGUGAUUCUCAACUCAUUGUUAAUCAAAUGAAGGGAGAAUAUGAGGUUAGGAAUGAAGACCUCGUUCCUUACCAUACCGCAGCAAUCGCAUUGGCCGAUUCCUUUGUGGGCUUCUAUAUUGACCAUGUACCUUGUCUCAAGAAUACCUAUGCUGAUGCAUUAGCGUCACUUGCGACUACCUUAGCUCUACCUGAAAGAACUACCCAGCAGGUCAUAGUGACAAGCAGACAAUUAUUCAAAUCAAAGUAUGCACUACAGAUCAACGCAGUUGAAGCGAAACCUUCAACACUCGAACCUAAAGAUUGGUGA
Messenger RNA from Asparagus officinalis (garden asparagus), 615 nucleotides. RefSeq lists its product as uncharacterized. The transcript has a single exon. The coding region runs from base 1 to 615 and encodes 204 amino acids. NCBI's taxonomy places the organism in Eukaryota, Viridiplantae, Streptophyta, Magnoliopsida, Asparagales, Asparagaceae. Gene Ontology annotation, molecular function: nucleic acid binding; RNA-DNA hybrid ribonuclease activity. The record is from RefSeq and is a predicted model, not a curated record.